AUGGAGUGGAGUGGUUUAUUUCCUCCUAUAACGCCUCUUUUCCUCCUUAAAUCUCCUUGGGCAACCCUUUGGAUAUUGUUCGGGAGCUUGUUACGCUUACUCUUCAUAUUUUUAUAUUACUAUAUUUACGUUUUAUUAUUUAUUUUUCCCCGCGUUUUCCCGCUGGGACGCGGUUUCCUGCUGCCAACCCCUUGUUUUUCCCUGCUCCCCACGCAGGAUGGCGACGUGCACAGACACCUCUACCUCCAGGACGUCCUCACCAGCGUUAACGAGGUGCCAGAAAGACCCAAGGUGUCCGAGUUCAGCUGCCACCUGCCCGGCUGCUGCCAGCUCUUCGACACGCUUGAGGGCUACGAGCACCACUACAACGCGCUGCACCGCAACGCCUGCGCCUGCUGCAAGCGCUCCUUCCCCUCCGCGCACCUCCUGGACAUCCACGUCCUGGAGUGGCACGACUCGCUCUUCCAGGUCCUGGCCGAGAAGCACAACAUGUACAAAUGUUUAGUGGAAGGCUGCGCGGAGAAGUUCAAGAGCAGCCAGGACAGAAAGGAGCACCUGGUCAGCACUCACCUGUACCCUGCCGACUUCCGAUUCGAUAAGCCCAAAAAAACCAAAAGCGGCACCAAGCACGAGAGAGCUGCUGUGAAGCAGGACGCGGGCGUGCCGAUGGACGUGAGCGUGGAGGCUUCGGAGCAGCAUCGAGGAGAUUCCAUGGAAACGGGCCCUGGGGAGGCCAUGGAGGUCCCUGUGCCCAACCCGCUCCCUGAGAAACGAUUCUAUAAAUCCAGGAUCCCCUCCACGAUUUGCUUUGGACAGGGAGCCACCCGAGGGUUUAAAGGCCCCAAGAAAAAAGCCUGAAGGUCAGCGCAGCGCAUGGGCGUGAGGCAGGAGGAAAACACUCGUCGUGGCCAGCGGGAGCUAGCGACAACACUGCGGACAAGCUGGAAAAUUGUACUCCGAAAAGCGAGGAGGGGAGAAUUGCGCCGAGGCGGCGGUUUGGGUUAGCCAGGUGUUUUGGGAGCUGCUUGGCUGUGGUCCCUUGGUGCCUCAGCGGGAUCUGCAGGCAGAGCCACGCUGUGUGUGCCUGUCCCGGCACGCGGGGCGCUCUUCGCUCGCCCKGAAACCAAGGCGCAAGUAGAUUUGCCUGCCUGAACUCACGCUGUGGGUUUUUGUGUCUUUUCGCUGUCCGCUCCGGACGGCGGCGGCUCAGAGUCGAAAUCAGAUGGUUCCUGAGCAAGGCGAUAAAUAAAAAGAGCUGAAAACUAA
Molecule: messenger RNA, 1266 nt
Organism: Nothoprocta perdicaria
Lineage: Eukaryota; Metazoa; Chordata; Aves; Tinamiformes; Tinamidae
Gene: ZNF511
Product: zinc finger protein 511
Exons: 6
Coding region: 1-858 (285 amino acids)
Source: RefSeq, a predicted model, not a curated record